AUCAGCAAUGGCUUCCAAAGAGAAAGAAGAUGAUGAGAUCCCAAAAGAAGAGCUCGACGACGACGUAGAUUCGUCUGUGCUUUCAGCGUUUCUUCUUCGCAGUGGGCAGAUCUUCUCUGCAGCUCUCAACGCCGCCAUUGAGCUCAACCUGUUCGACAUCAUUGCUGAGGAAGGAGGAAGACACGUGUCAGCCUCUGAAGUGGCUUCGAAGCUCCCAGGCUCAUCUCAGCACCGGGACUUGGCUUUCAGAAUCGAUCGUCUCUUGAGGCUUCUUGCCUCUCACUCUCUUCUGAGUUUCAGGGUUCGUGAGAAGGGAGAAGAAGAAGGUGGUGCCCUUGAGAGACUCUAUGCCCUUUCUUCCAUUGGGAGGCACUUUGUGAGUGGAUCCUUGGGAUACGUACCAAUCUUCUCUCAUCCUGCACUCCUACAAGCUUGGCUUAACUUUAAGGAUGCGAUAAUAGACGAAGAUAAUGACUUGUUCAAGAAGGUUCAUGGAAUGCCAAUGUACGAAUACGCAAAGAGUGAUCCAACAUGGAACAAAACUUUCAACAAGGCAAUGGCCAACUUUUGCAACAUAGAGAUGGGAAGAAUCCUGGAAUUAUACAAAGGAUUUGAGGGAAUAUCAACACUUGUUGAUGUUGGAGGAGGCACCGGUCAAAACCUUAAAAUGAUUGUCUCUAAGUAUCCUUCAAUUAAGGGUGUCAAUUUUGACUUGCCCCAAGUCAUUCAAAAUGCACCAUCCCUUCCAGGGAUUGAGCAUGUUGGAGGAGACAUGUUUGAAAGUGUUCCAAAAGGUGAUGCCAUCAUAUUAAAGGCUGUGUGUCACAAUUGGUCAGAUGAAAAUAGCAUAAGGGUGUUGAAGAAAUGUCAUGAAGCAUUACCAGAAAAAGGGAAGGUGAUAGUGAUGGAGUUUAUAAUGCCUGAAGAAAAUAGGGCAACAAAAGAAGCCAAGUAUGUAUCAAUCUUGGACAAUCUCAUGUUCCUUCAUGACGGAAGAGAAAGAACUGAGAAAGAGUUUGAGUCUCUUUGCAGAAAUUCUGGAUUUUCAGGCUUCAAGGUUGCUUGUCGUGCUUUUUCUGCUUUAGGAGUCAUGGAAUUUUGCAAAUAAAAUGUCAACUAGAUAUGGAUAUAUUCCAUCACAAGUGCCAUGCUAUUUGGCAAACAAAUGUGGCGAUAUGGAUUUUGUGUUUUACGGGUGUGGAUGGAUCAAUUGUUAAUUAAUCAUCUAUGGAAAAAAUA
Messenger RNA from Neltuma alba, 1239 nucleotides. RefSeq names its product isoliquiritigenin 2'-O-methyltransferase-like. Lineage: Eukaryota; Viridiplantae; Streptophyta; Magnoliopsida; Fabales; Fabaceae. The transcript is spliced from 4 exons. Gene Ontology annotation, molecular function: O-methyltransferase activity; protein dimerization activity. The record is from RefSeq and is a predicted model, not a curated record. The coding region runs from base 8 to 1108 and encodes 366 amino acids.